AUGUCGUCAGCAUUGGAGACUUUGGCGUCAACAGUCUACGCAAAAGCCGUUGAGCUGGCCGAAAUCAGCAGACAACAUGGGAUUAACCCAAGCAUUGACGAUCCCGUUGCAUCCGACCUGUCCAGCGUCACCCCUUUAGCAACGCGAAAUGAGCUCAUCCAGGCGGCUAAAGACCUCCUUUACCUGGCAAUGGGCCCAACGGACCAUGUCCUGAGUUUAGCUUGGUCGGCAACAGAUGCUUCCAAUUUAGACCUUCUCAUGCGGCUUGAGAUCCCGCAACUUGUACCGCUCGAGUCCUCCAUCACAAUCUCUGAGCUAUCCGCAGCCACGCGUCUUCCAGAAGAUGUACUGGCUCGUGGCAUUCGCUAUGGCAUAGCAAAUGGACUAUUUCGAGAGGUCGCGCCCAGCCAGAUAACACACUCCGCGGCUUCAGCAGCGUUGGCCAGUAAUCCCCAUUUGCGCAAUGUUGUGCAUUUCGGCACCGAGUUCCUUCAAAACAUUCUGAUGAAGAUCCCCCCGACAAUUAUCGCGCAGGUGGAUAGCAUUACUGACAAAGUUCCUCAAACUGCGUUCAACCUGGCCUAUAACACUGAGGAAAACCUUUUCCAGUAUUUCGCGCAUUCCAAAGACCUUAAUAAGAAAUAUCACGAGUAUCUCAUGGGACGCGUCAAUACCCCUCUGUGGUCGAUGGAUCGUCUUCGCGCCGCUUGGAAUUGGUCCUAUCUCGGACAGAACACCAUUGUUGAUAUUGGUGGAUCAUCCGGCCACACGGUCUUAGCAAUUGCACCACUGGCACCCGAAGCGCAAUUCAUUGUGCAGGAUAACAACAUUGAUGCCUUGGAUAUGGGAAGAAGGCUUGUCUUACUCUCGUCGGAGCCAGGUGUUAAAUCUCGAAUCUCUUUUCAGCAACACAAUUUCUUCGAAGAACAGCCCGUAAGCGCGGACGGUUAUAUUUUCCGUCAUAUCCUCCACGACUGGAAUGAUGAUGACUCGAUUGCUAUAAUCAAAGCACUCCUCCCGGCCUUAAAGCCGAGUGCGAAAGUUUUCAUCAGCGAGGGCAUCUUACCGGACCCGCCUGCUAAGAGACUGAACACAUUGACAGACAAAAUGAUUUUAAUUGAGGAUCAGUUUAUGCUAGCUGCCCAUAAUGCUCGCGAACGGACUGUCGGUGAUUUUGUUCGGCUGUUCGAGGCGGCUAGCUUUAGGUUCCGCCUCGUUGGUGUCACGUCUGGGGCUGACGCAGGAGCUUUUCAGUCACUAUUAGAGUUUGAGUAUCAAUGA
Molecule: messenger RNA, 1281 nt
Organism: Penicillium canescens
Lineage: Eukaryota; Fungi; Ascomycota; Eurotiomycetes; Eurotiales; Aspergillaceae
Exons: 4
Coding region: 1-1281 (426 amino acids)
Molecular function (GO): O-methyltransferase activity
Source: RefSeq, a predicted model, not a curated record